UUUCAUUUCUUUUUGUUUAAUUAUCUUUCAUGAUUCCUUGAAUCUUCUGCAACAGCCUUAUCUCUUUCUCUAAAAUUAAAGCUUUCACUAGCUAUAACAGAGGUGUUUUAAUUUCCCAUUUCUGCAUAUAAAUUCUUCUUCCUCAAAUCUUGUACCCCAGGUUUUCUUUUCCCUUUUUCUUUCACAAACUAUAAACUAAGGGACAGAACUUUCAUCUUUUGUCUGUCUGUAAUUCUUUGAAGGAUGAACAAACAAGAAGUCAUGAAGAUGCAGACAUGGAUUCUCAAAGUGAAUAUACAGUGUAGUUGUGAUGGCUGCAAGCAGAAAAUAAAGAAACUGUUGCAGAAAAUUGAUGGGGUGUAUACUACAAGUAUAAAUGCAGAUCAAGGGAAGGUUACAGUGACAGGGAAUGUUGACCCAGCUAUACUUGUAAGGAAGCUUCAGAGGUCAGGGAAACGUGCACAGCUAUGGGGAUCUGCUCAAAAGGGUUCAAACAGUUUCCAAAACCAGAUGACCAACCAGUUCAAGAACAUGCAUUUUGAUGGUGGCAAAGGUGGCAAAGACAACAGAUCUCAAAAGGGUGGCGGCGGCGGCGGUGGUGGAAAGAAUAAACAGAAAAAAGGCGGACAGCAAUUUGCACCCCCACCGCACCAUAUGCAGCCAAUGAUAAUGAAAGGGUCUAAAGAUUUCAAGUUACCACCUUCCAAGGAUCAGAAUUCUGUCAAGUUUCAUUUGCCUGAUGAUGAUUUAGAUGAAAGUGAUUGUGAUUAUGAUGAGUUCGAUGAUGAAUUUGAUGAUCAGUUUGAUGAUGAUGAGUUUGGACAUGGCCAUGGCCAUCAAAAGCAAAACAAGAUGGUGCCUAUGACGGGAAAAGAUCAUGGUUCAUAUGGGCCCAACGGCAUGGCUAAUGUCCAUGCAAUGAAUGGUAAAAAAGGAGAUGCUUUUGAUAUACCUAUAGUGAUGAAAGGCAUGGGAGAAAACAAGGAUGGGAAGCAUGGCAAUGGGGUGAAGAAAGGAGGGGGUGAAAAGAACAAGGGAAGGAAGCAAAACAAGGGAGGUAAAAAUGAGUGUGGUAAAAAAGGUGGUGGAUUUCUAGGAUUCUUUAAGAAGGACAAAGGUGUAAAAGAUUGUAAUUACAAGAAGGGUAAAAACGAAUGGGACGGAAAAAACAAGGGUGCCCGUAAGGGGAACGGAGGCAGCAAUGGUGGUGGUAACAAUAAUGGCAGUGGGGCUAUAAAGGGUGGGGGCAAAAAUGGUGGUGGGAGCCAUGAGAUGAACAAGGUUAAAAAUGGUGGGCUUCAUGACAAUGAUGUUAUUAACCAUGGCAGAGGAGGUGGCAGUAUGAAGAACAUGGGGCAGAUGGGCCAAAUGGGUCAAAUGGGCGAGCAGAUGGGUUAUAAUAUGGGUAUAAUGAGUCGAAUGGGGAACUAUCCAAUGAACCAGAUGAGUAAUAUCCCUGCAGUUCAAGGACUACCUGCUGGUGCAGCAAUGAAUGGUGUUGGUGGGGGAUACUACCAUGGGAUGGGACCAGCAAAUUCCCACAAUAAUCAUCAUCAGCAACAAUACAUGGCCAUGAUGAUGAACCAACAACGUGCGAAUGGGAAUGGUGGGGGUAUGUAUCAACCAAUGAUUUAUGCUCAACCAUAUCGGCCACCCCAUGCACCAUACGGUCCGGCUUAUCCGAUGCAUACCACGGCACCGAAUUCCGAAUCUUAUGCUCAUUUCUUCAGUGAUGAGAACGCUAACGCCUGCAAUGCCACAUAUAGACCCGAGACAUCUCCCCAGCAAUUUCACGACAUGUUCACCAACAGACCGUAUCACGUGCACCAUACUAGCAAUGACAAGAUUCAAGGAUGUGGGCACCAUCCUCAAUUAGAUUUAUGUGCAGGAUGGAAGGCUAAAAAGACAAAAUUGUUAGUGUAAGUUAUAUACUCAUGAAACUAAAUUCUACCUAAUCUCCUUAAGCAGCCGCGACCAACAUCAGCAGCCGCCAUGUAAGCUGGUCAUCGAGUUAAACCGAAGCCAGCCGCUGCCAAAUACUCCAGCCGAACGUCGUGCCGUCGCCUAGCAAGCCGAACCAUCAUCAUUAUGUUGGUCAUUAAACAUCUAAAUAAAUAAAAGAUAUCAGAAAGUCAAAAGCAGAUCACCUAAAUCAUACCUAAACUUGUCAUUUUCAUACCAAACAUACAAAAAAAUUCAAAUGCAUCCAAGGAGAUUCGGUGAAGAUAUCAACCAUAAAAUAUGCAUAUGAUUCGAAGACAAGGGGGCAAAAAAGAAAGGAAAGGAAAAAACCACGAACAGA
Hibiscus syriacus is the source of this 2302-nucleotide messenger RNA. Its product is annotated as heavy metal-associated isoprenylated plant protein 34-like. The coding region runs from base 244 to 1923 and encodes 559 amino acids. Lineage: Eukaryota; Viridiplantae; Streptophyta; Magnoliopsida; Malvales; Malvaceae. The record is from RefSeq and is a predicted model, not a curated record. The transcript is spliced from 4 exons. Gene Ontology annotation, molecular function: metal ion binding.